Messenger RNA from Nematostella vectensis (starlet sea anemone), 1902 nucleotides. RefSeq names its product probable G-protein coupled receptor 19. The record is from RefSeq and is a predicted model, not a curated record. Gene Ontology annotation, biological process: G protein-coupled receptor signaling pathway. Bases 316 to 1479 code for a protein of 387 amino acids. The transcript has a single exon. Lineage: Eukaryota; Metazoa; Cnidaria; Anthozoa; Actiniaria; Edwardsiidae. Gene Ontology annotation, molecular function: G protein-coupled receptor activity; peptide binding. Gene Ontology annotation, cellular component: membrane.
AGGUCUUGAUCUCGGUGUGUUCAAUUUACACCGCUUAUGUUUUCCUAAUAUUCUCCUGAGUGACAGGUUGAAUGGUAACCUCGCGACCAAAGAGGACAAAACACUAGUCGGCAAAAUUAGCAUUCUGUAAAUGUUGGUCCGCAGAGAGAGCCUCCACUCUAAAAUGCACCCGAAGGAAUACUUCACGGCGUCCAGAAAACAAUAUAUCGACUAAAGACGCUUUGCGAUGAUUCCAAACCGUAUUUCAGCCAUCAUGAGGAACUAAAGCCAUACAGGCGAUAACAUUUCGCCUAGUGCCUCUCACCGAAUGAUAUUAUGGCGGUUUCAGGAAACGUUAGUGGGAACUGUUCAAGGGUCGUUUCUACAGCGAAUUGUCCUGGAACGCCAGAAAUCACCUUGGAAGUCUUCUUUCUAAUAGUAAUAUUCAUUGGAGCGUUGGUGGGAAAUGUUUUGAUCUUGCUGGUGGUUCGAAGAAGUCGUCGUAACGAAUGGACAACCAACUACUUCGUCACCAGUCUGGCAGUUUCCAAUCUAACAUCGCCGUUUCUUUGUGUAUUUUGGGUCCUAGUUUGGAUUACGAGCGGGAAGUGGCUUCUAGGAAAUAUAUCUUGUAAGACCACAUUCUUUUUCCACUUCCUGAAUGUCGGGGUCUCAGCUGGCCUUCUAGCGUGUAUCUCGUUGGACCGUUUCUAUGUUGUAGUGCACCCUCUCAGCUUCAAAAUGACCAAAGCACAGACGAAGGAACUCAUUGUAUUUGUGUGGGUUUUCAUGAUUUGCGCAACUGCUCCCUCGCUAUAUUUCUUCAAGACGAAAUCGAUCAGUAACAACAACGAACUCAUCUACUGUAUUACUGACUUUGAUACGGUUGAGUGGAAAGUUUUUAUAACCUUACUCGUUCUAAUACCUUUCGGUUGCCCCUUGAUUACAACGCUCGCACUAUACUGCCGCAUCACACAAGCUAUUCUAUUCCGGAACCGCCAAGCAAGGAAUCUAACAAACGAUUUUCGCCGGCAAGCAAACCAAGUCCCGAAAUCAAAAAUUAAAGUAUUGAGAAUGCUGGUUAUCCAAUGGUUAGUUUUCGUCGCGUCUUGGCUACCGCUUCUAAUUACAAUGGCCGUUCAAGCAUUGAAGUUAGUGGAUUUCAGUGAGAGUUUGUAUAUUGCUACUCUGGUUAUAUCGUUCGCAAAUUCAGGAUUGAAUGCAUUGAUAUAUUCGUUAUUUAAUGGAGAUUUCCGGAGAGGCUGUAAACGGGUAUUCUGUAAGCCCGACUCUUCGCAAGCAUACCGUCUCACUUCUAUCCCAAGGAAAAACAGGAUCGCACCUACGCUUGAAUCCUUUUCUAGUGAACAUAUUGAAGGUUAUGAAAUGAGACUACCCGAAUUAAAGCCAUUUAAACAUUACAGCCUCAACGGAACUGCAGACAAGCAAAUUCACCAGGCAUGGGUUACAAACUGUAUAGUUGCUCGAGAUAGUGUAUAAAGGUUAUUUAGAUAUCAAGAAUUGGUUAUCCCCUGGACCGCUUGCAAAUAAGAGGUCCCAAUACUACUGUACAUUUGAAUGUAUAUAAAGAUCUCUUGUACCAUAUUUAGUAGUCAACUUAAUUUUUCUCGUUAACAAGCUUAUAGGGAAUGAUUCUGAGAAAAAAGUAUUAUUGAGCUUGAGCUAGGAAACGAUUUUAGUUUUAUGGAUAUCAUGAAUCUGUAUUAUAUGUUUCCUUUUUCGCGUUUCCCUGUAUUAUUGUGUAAUACAAUAGAGUUCACCUGCUAUAUAUGGCCGCAAAAAUAAUGAAAGAUCAACGUGAAAUAACGUUCACUUAUUUAUACGGAUGGUUAUAUAUUUAUUGAGAAAUAUUCCCAAAGAUUAUAAAAUCCAUAAAUAAAAUAAAGAGACUAAAAAAAAAAA